AGAAGGAUUUAAGAGAAAAAGGAUUAACUCCUUAAUUCUCUGUAUUUUUAACUCAAAUCAAAGCCAAAACCACUUUCGCUUUAAGUCAAGAUAGUCUCCCGUCUGUCUAAAGUACGCCCGGGCCGAUCACUCACCACGCCUUAUCCUGCGCACCGGCUUUCAACGUUUCAGAUCCCUCAAACUAUGGCCAAGCUCACGCUCCCUCUCUGGACUCAUUGAAGAUAGUAUCCAGUUCUUGUCUUUAACAUUUCUCUGCAAAAUUUUCUAUGUACGGAUUGAUCCCUUGGGUUCUUUAAUCAUCAGUUGUCUUUUUAAUUUUUGGGUUUUAUUGAUUAGCAUGCAAGUAAUCAAUUUGAUAACAGUACUUUUUAGUUCCUUAAUUUGUACUUUUUGUGCCUAUUUAAGCUGCUAAUUAAGUUGAGAAUUAUGGAUUAUUUUGAAAUCUAUUUUUUAUUUAAUUUUCCAUAUCAGUAAAUGUAACCUUACCUUACUCUGUGGCAUUGGUUCGAUCUGGAUAUUGGAUGGCUGCACUGCAGUCAUUGGGUACUAAUAACUUUCAUGAUAUUUGAACCCUUACUGUGGAAUUCUGUUACUUGCAAUUGCUGCAUAGCUAUGAAACAUCUUAUUGAUAGUAUUGUUAUUUGCAUAUGUGAUGGAUAUUCUCUAGUGUCUUUUGUUGUAAGCUCAAUCACUCUUUUAAUGCUGGAAAAGAGGAUUUUGUUUUUGGUGUCCCCAUGCUAUUAUUCUCUUGUAAAAUAAAGAAGUCUUCUAAAGAGACUGAGGUCAAGUAGAAAUGCUAGAUACUGAUGCCCCAACUUAUAGAAACUAAAAAUUUGUAGGUUCUGAUAAUUUGGCUAUUUGCGUUCUUUGUGUAUAUUGUCCCAUUGAGGAUUUCUACCUUCAAAUCCUACUUGAUUCCUUGAGAGAGCCAAAAAUGGUCCGGGAGCUCUUAGUUGGUUAUCUGCACUCCCUUUAAUAGAUUUGGUUCUAAUUGCUUGCUGUGUGAAGCAUUCAAGCAUAUUGGAACCGUUAUGUAAUUGUUUCUUUUCAUUUAGCAAUCUGGAUUAGUAACUUUAUGGACAAGUGAUGGCAACACUAUAGCAAUUAUUGUAUUACCCAGUAGAUACAUAUUAAGCUUGUGCCUGGUGUUUAAAGUGUAGGUAAAAUUGUGGUGGGGCACCAUAAAACCAACUUUGCCCUGUUACCAUUUGCGUGAUGGGUAAAAUUUCCUUCUCCAAAGCUAAGCUUAUUAGCAUGAGAACUAAAUUAUAUUACAAUUCAAAAUCUGCAGUAUGAAUAGCAAACACUUCCUAUCUUACCUUUCGGGCCAACUCUUCUUCAAUAAGGUGUUAUCUUUGCUAGCAUCUGUGGAUGGUUGCAUUGUUUAACAUGUGUGUUAAUUUGAUGAUAAUAUCAUUUACUGAGUGCAAGAUUAAACAUGAUUGAAAUAUUUUUUGGACGGAAAUAAUCCAUAAGGCUGGCUGCAACUAGAUUGUGAUGAAGGCUUUGUUAAGUUGAGUUCAGUCUAUAUAGAGGGGCAUUCUGAAAAGCUUGAAACAUGAGCUGCUUUAGCUGUUGUGAAGAAGAUGACAUGCAUAAAGCCGCUGACAGUGGAGGUCCAUACCCUGUUAAAAAUUCAGCAGCAGGAACAAUUGGAGGUUACCAUGCUUCAGAAACAGCACCUAAGGGUGCUCAGGCUGUUAAAAUCCAGCCUAUUGAGGUACCUUCUAUUUCAGUGGAUGAACUAAAGGAAGUUACGGAUAACUUUGGGACAAAUUCUCUGAUUGGAGAGGGCUCAUAUGGAAGAGUAUAUUACGGGGUGCUUAAAAGUGGGCAGGCUGCAGCAAUAAAAAAAUUAGAUGCAAGCAAACAGCCUGACGAUGAGUUCUUGGCCCAGGUUUCAAUGGUGUCAAGGCUUAGACAUGAAAAUUUUGUACAAUUGCUUGGGUAUUGUGUUGAUGGAGUUUCCCGUGUAUUGGCAUAUGAAUUUGCAUCUAAUGGAUCUCUUCAUGAUAUUCUUCAUGGAAGGAAAGGUGUUAAAGGAGCACAACCUGGCCCUGUCCUUUCAUGGCAGCAACGGGUGAAAAUUGCCGUUGGGGCUGCAAAAGGACUUGAAUACUUGCAUGAAAAGGCUGAUCCUCAUAUCAUUCAUCGAGAUAUUAAGUCCAGUAAUGUUCUGAUUUUUGAUGAUGAUGUUGCAAAGAUUGCAGAUUUUGAUUUGUCAAAUCAAGCUCCUGAUAUGGCAGCACGUCUUCAUUCCACUCGUGUUCUAGGAACAUUUGGUUAUCAUGCUCCUGAAUAUGCAAUGACUGGACAGCUGAACGCAAAAAGUGAUGUAUACAGUUUUGGUGUUGUCCUGCUUGAGCUUUUGACUGGGCGAAAACCUGUUGACCAUACGUUACCUCGUGGACAGCAGAGUCUAGUGACAUGGGCUACACCAAAACUCAGUGAAGACAAAGUAAGGCAGUGUGUUGAUACAAGACUUCAAGGAGAUUACCCACCCAAGGCAGUUGCAAAGAUGGCUGCUGUUGCUGCCUUGUGUGUGCAAUAUGAAGCAGACUUCCGGCCAAACAUGAGCAUUGUAGUUAAAGCUCUCCAGCCCCUCUUAAAUGCCCGGCCAGGACCUGCUGGUGAAACACCAAGCAUGUGAUUCUCUCUCUAAAUCCGUGUGCACAGUCAAGCGUGCAUCCAUGCAAGUAUGCGAGACAAAAAAGGGCUGUUACAGAAAAUGUUAGUAAAAUAUUUGGACAGCUUACUUACGUCCAUUAUUGCUAUAUGUAUUUCAUUUGUUCAUAAUGUAUGAGGCUGUUUUUCGAGUCAUAUUUUGCUGCUGCCCCCUUAAAUUUUCCUUUUAAGUUGUUAAUCCUUAUUAGACGAAUGGCUUGUGUCUAUCAUCUCUUGUAGAUGUGAAAGAUGAUGAUUUCCCCAUCUUCCCUGUUAAGGUUAUAAAGUGAUUGAAUUGAAUUUUUAUUA
Molecule: messenger RNA, 2973 nt
Organism: Hevea brasiliensis (rubber tree)
Lineage: Eukaryota; Viridiplantae; Streptophyta; Magnoliopsida; Malpighiales; Euphorbiaceae
Product: pto-interacting protein 1
Exons: 8
Coding region: 1559-2650 (363 amino acids)
Biological process (GO): protein phosphorylation
Molecular function (GO): ATP binding; protein kinase activity
Source: RefSeq, a predicted model, not a curated record